AUGGCAGACAUUGACUGUGAGGACCUAGCUGUCUGGAGAGGUCCUUUCAGCUGGGACGGACUGCUCUUGCGUCUCCACAUCAGAACCGUCAUACAGGACUACGAUGCCGAAGAUCCCCGCACUUGGCCGUUGAUCAAAGACGUCGUCCAGACCGAAGUCAACUACGACUACAGGCAGACCAAACAUGCCCCACGGUUUCUUGCAUACGAGCAAUCGUUGAUGGAGAACCUGGUCACCCACAGGCCAUUGGUCAACAAAGUCAGCUGCAGACCGAACCUUGCAAGCCACCAGAUCAAGGCCAUGUUUGCUGACUACCCCUUCAACUUCGACAGAUACGGAGAGAUUCGCAAGUAUCUUCACCUACCAGCAGGCGAGCUGGAAGAAUGGAUGAAACUGAUGAGAGGCACAAUUCCAGAUUCCAGAUAUCUUCCAGACAUCUCACCUCAAGCUACUCAAGCUCCAAAAAACGCAGAUGGUAUGCAGAAAGAAAGAUCUGUACCCUCUGAUACGGCUUUCAAACACACCACGGAGACGUCCCUGGACAGGAAAGCCUCUGCUUCCGCCAUGGCGCAGACCGAGUUCAAGGUUGUUCAACAUCAGCCUGAGGGCGCUAUUGAGACCGCCAUGGAUACACUUAUGACAGCCCACACCAGGUCUCUCCAUUCCGCCACUCAGAGGACCCGGGCCCUGCAGCUCCUUGUGAAUGACCAUUAUCAAGAAGCCGAGGGGCGCGCCCAAGUAGCUGAAGCCAAGAUCCAGAUCCUCGGCGAGCAGCUCGAGCGUCAAAGGAAGGAACUGGAGGCGGCGAAGAGAGAGACUGUCGAAACUAACGAGAAAAUCAUCUGGGUCUGGAACAUAGUUCAGAGACUUGACGAUGGGUCUGCUUCGGAGAAGAAGAGUAUCAAGGUUGAGGAAUGA
Molecule: messenger RNA, 918 nt
Organism: Ascochyta rabiei
Lineage: Eukaryota; Fungi; Ascomycota; Dothideomycetes; Pleosporales; Didymellaceae
Exons: 1
Coding region: 1-918 (305 amino acids)
Source: RefSeq, a predicted model, not a curated record